This is a messenger RNA of Cyprinus carpio (common carp), 2611 nucleotides long. RefSeq names its product retinoic acid-induced protein 2-like. The record is from RefSeq and is a predicted model, not a curated record. Bases 501 to 2213 code for a protein of 570 amino acids. The transcript is spliced from 3 exons. Gene Ontology annotation, cellular component: nucleus. Lineage: Eukaryota; Metazoa; Chordata; Actinopteri; Cypriniformes; Cyprinidae. Gene Ontology annotation, biological process: animal organ development.
AGAGAGAGAGAGAGAGAGAGAGAGAAUCACAGCGGCUCUACGGCCACAGACGAGCCUCACACCGACACAUCCGUCGCGCUUUACGGUGAAACGCGCGACACAGGCCCGCGUCCGCCACCGUAAACCGACACACACAGCGGAUUGUUCGCGUCUCAUAUGAGGCACAAGAGCAGCCAAACCCUUCCAUAGGAAACCGACGAGUGCUUAAUGACAGCGAUCGAGCGACUGGCCGGGAGAAAACGAGGAAAAUCCAGAAAUAACGCAGGACUCCGGAACGUCAUUGUAUUCAUUCCGAGUUGUAGAAUGGAGCUUGCCCUGCACAGGAUUUGUGCUGUUAUCUGAUAGACGAACGUAGAUGAAGACAAAUCCUGGAUAGAUUCUUCUAGAUGAAGCCAUGUUAUCAUAUCAAGCCAGGUUUGUGCUUCCAUCUGAUCUGAAGAAAACCAUGAAAUCCUCUACUUAGCACCUGAAACAGAUUUCAAGACAAUAAUCAAUACACAAUGGAAGAGCCGUACAAAGAUUCUGUAGCCGUAGACAUGGCAAACCCUCAGGAAGAGGCCUGCAAUGGUGGACCCGCUGCCACUGAUGCAGUUGGGAAACUCGAAGGGGAGGCCACUCCAAUUAUUCCAACUGAAACGUGGAAUGUCAGCUCUCCAACUAUCACGAAGCGAUCCCUGUCGCCCCUGCUAACAAUACAAGCCACCCCGGUGGUGACCCCGGCUGCUGAGUCUCCCAACGGUGUUGCCCUGAAGGUUGGUACAACUGUGCUUCAGCCAAUAUGCUUGGGGGAGGGUCCAGUGGUGUUGCCAAUCCUUGCUGGCCCAGCUGCCCCUCAAGUUGGACAAUCUGGGGCUACUUCAUAUCUGAUGACUAGUCAGGGUCCUGUGUCCCUACCUCUGGUCUUGGAACAACAAGUCCUCCAACAUUUGAAUCCUCAGUUGCUUCAACAAACAGCAACUUGUCCUGCCCUGCCGCUACAGAACAGCAUCCUGUGCCAGAACCCUUCUCUUGCUCUUGGAGCACCUCCAAUGCUGGACCAGAAAGGCACAAGUCCAGUGUUGGAUACUAGUCUACUGACUCUUCUCCAGAACCCUAACUUUGCAGCCAUCUUGCAGGACCUCUUCCCUGGCCAGGGGAACUCUUCCCCAACUUGUCACCCAGCAUCUUCCCCGCAGGUCGACCUUGCCUCUGCGUUUUUUCCUCCUCCGCCUCUCUCGCACCCCUACAGCUCUCCACUAGCCUCUCUGGUGCCACCAGCCACCCUGCUAGUCCCUUAUCCUGUUGUAAUCCCACUUCCAAUGCCUCUUCCAAUCCCAGUGCCAAUCCCUGUCCCGGUCUCUAUGUGCAAGAACUCCAAGAUAGAUGUAGACUGCCCUAAACUGGCUUGUACUUCAAGCAAAAGCACCCAGACUUCACCUAGUGACAUCUCCCCUCAUUUGACAUUUACCAGCAAGGAAAUGCUAGUAGUCCAACAGCCUCUUCGCUCUUGCUCAUCCCCAGUAGUGACAGACGGAGAAGUGCUAGAUUUAUCCAUAAGGACACCUCAACCUUCAAUGCAUGUUGAUGUGUCACAAGGGAUCCAGCCGUUUCAGCAAGACAGUGUCCUUGAUUUGUCUAUACCUAGUACAAGAAAGACAUGCAUUAAGACUUGUAGCAUGUAUGGGCCAAUGGCCCUGGAGCGGGAGAGAGUGUGCCACAUGGGGGACGAUGUUAGCAGUGGGAGUUUGGCUCUUGGGGUUCUACGGCCAGUAGAGUGCACGCCGAAGCUAGACACCAAGCUGCUAAGUGGUUUAGCAUCUCUAGAGUUCAGCAGACAGCACAAGUGGGUGGUAGACAGCGGUCACGCCAGCGCAGUGGCUGGAGCGGUACAUGACUCUGCACUCACCGGAAGCGGCAACAUUGAGAUCGUCAGCACAUCGCAGACAGCCAAAGUCAUUGUGUCGGUCAAAGAUGCCAUGCCUGCCAUUUUCUGCAGCAAGCUAAAAGGAUUGUCAGGCGUUUCUACAAAGAACUUUUCCAUCAAACGUGAUGCCAGUCAGGGGGGCUUUGCAACACUACCCAGGGUCCCGGGGGAUCAGCGAGGAGAAUCCAGUGACCCGCUUAAAAAGAUGUCUAAAAACAGAGGCAUCAAACUGAAGAAAGUAAGCUCCCAGGAGAUUCAUAUACUGCCCAUAAAGAAGCAGCGCCUGACGGCGUUUCUACCCAGAAAAUAACACAUGCUCCUGCUUUCAGAGGGAGAAGGGAAAACCAAGGACAUAAGCAAAGAAACAGCUUCUGAGGUGUAGCUAGGUAAAUAACUACAGUGAAAAAAGAUGGUCUGAGAAAUUUAACCAGGGUAUGAUGAUGAUGCUAAAUGCAUAAAAAGCCCUAAAGCUUUUUCUCCAAGCUGUCCAAAUGAUUUAGACUGAUGCAGGCUGCCUCUGGUCUGACGGUUGGCAUUUGAUCCAUUCAUUAUAAAGCAAUCAGACGAAGUCAACAGGAAAAUGCUCCAAGUAAAAGAACCAAUCUGAACUGGCUAAACUGCACUACUACUGAUAUUCUUUAGCAUUUUCAGCAUUAAUGCCAGAAUCGACUCCCUUCCUAUGCAUUUAGAUUUUUGGUCACACAACCA